Leptosia nina is the source of this 321-nucleotide messenger RNA. Lineage: Eukaryota; Metazoa; Arthropoda; Insecta; Lepidoptera; Pieridae. The record is from the annotation of a GenBank genome assembly.
AUGUUGAGGAGAUUUAGGAUAAUGCAACCGAAAAUGCUCAGAACAGUGAGUAGGAGUUUUCCUCGAGCUCCUGUAGGUAUCAGCGUGCGGCCUCAUCUAAACAUCACGGGCUUUGAACAUUUCAUGGCGGAAACUUUGAAUCAUUCAACGCCUCCUGUUGAAUUAAACGAACCAUCGAUUCUGCACGAUAUUGAAAAUCAAGAAGAACUCGAAGACUACGAAAAUGCUAACGAUACAAAUGUUUACGAUGACUCUCCAGUUAAUGUAAGUGUUCUUGACAAUGACACCGAUACAGAUAUGGAGGAAUAUUCGGAAGGUUGA